This is a messenger RNA of Contarinia nasturtii (swede midge), 4631 nucleotides long. Its product is annotated as condensin complex subunit 1-like. Gene Ontology annotation, cellular component: nucleus; condensed chromosome, centromeric region. The record is from RefSeq and is a predicted model, not a curated record. The transcript has 8 exons. The coding region runs from base 136 to 4191 and encodes 1351 amino acids. Lineage: Eukaryota; Metazoa; Arthropoda; Insecta; Diptera; Cecidomyiidae. Gene Ontology annotation, biological process: meiotic chromosome condensation; mitotic cell cycle; mitotic chromosome condensation. Gene Ontology annotation, molecular function: histone binding.
GGCGGCAUAUCGAUGACAGUUUUUGUUCGUUACGGUUGUUUCAAAGUGACAAGUGCAAAUCCAUGCACAAUCACCUCAAUAUAGUGUAGUGUAGUCGUUUAAUUCGUCGUCUUCAUUUUGUGUCUUUAAAAAAUAAUGAAUUUUGUAUUUGAAAUACCGAGAAACAAUAAAGAGUUGUUGGAAGAUCCCAAUUGCAGUAACUAUUUUGUAAAACAAAUUUACAAUGUGAACGAAAUACAAACACAACUUCGAGCGGCGCAUAAUGCGCAAAAACGAGGCGAUGUUUUCUACAUCUUCGAUCAUUUUGAUACAUUUUUCUCCGUUAUUGAAAAUGCCGACCAACUUCAGAUUCAAAAUUUGAUUCGAGCUGUGGAUAUUUUGUACAACACAAUGGAAAGACUUGGCCAAUGGCUUAACGAUUACUUCAAAUUACCGGCAUCGUCGCAAGAAUCGUCUGAUGAACAAAAGGAUUAUCUCAAUCUAACCAAAAUGGUUAUGUAUUUGCUAGUGAGCACCUUAAAAGUAACUGACAAAUGUCAAAAGGACCAAACAACACCACCAAAGUCAACCGGACGAAAAAAGAAGAAAAAUCUCGACGAAUCACAACCAUAUUUCAUUACGUAUGAAAAAAAACGUUAUGAAGUGCUCAUUCAAAUUUGCAAUAUUAUGCAAAUGCCCAUCGAAAAACUCUGGAACAUGUUGAUUGUUGAAGAAAAUUUUGUCAAUUUGGUGUGUGAUUUGGCGUAUCGCUCACUUGUUCAUCCGUCGAUCAAGGAGAAACGUGUAAAUGAUGCUGUUUUUCAAAUUCUUGGCAUUGCCAUCAAACAAUAUCGCCAUGGAAUGGCCUUUCCGGUGCAAAUUGUCGAGAUACUCGAACGUGAAGAAUUGGCUGUCAUGCCCAUUGCUCAUGGUGUUAGUUAUUUGAAUGAUACCUUUGGCAUUACAUCGGUGUUGGCCAAUCUUUUGACGGAAAUCAUUGAGAGGGUGAAUGUUAAUCCAGCAUCACAAGUCACAUCAAAGCAUCUAAGCUUGUUUAUUGCAGAAAUUGGAGCAAUUUCAACACAAUUAUCGUUGCAAUGUUUGGACAUGGCACCGGAUCUUCUCAAUUUAGAGUCAUACUCAGUGCGAAACAGUUUAUUUGCUAUAAUGAAUGAUAUCAUUGUGAACCACUUGAGCGGCGAAGAUCUCAAUAAUGAUCAAAAGACACUGCGCGAAGAGUGUUUGGAAGAUUUAUGGAAUCACAUGAAUGACACCAGCAGCUAUGUUCGCUCGAAGGUGAUUCACAUUUGGAAUGAUUUAAAAAAUCAAAACGCAGUACCACUGGAAUGGAUACUUCGUGUUGUGACUCGGGCCAUCGAACGUUUGGAAGAUAAAACAGCAACGGUGCGCAAAAAUGCAAUCACUCUGCUGAAAUCAUUCUUGGAAUCGAAUCCAUUUGCAUCGACGUUGCAAUUGGAGGUGAUUGAGCAAAAAUUACAGAAGGAAGUCAAGGAAAUGAACGAACUUCAGGAGAAGUUUAGAAAUCAACAUCGAAUCGCAAAAGAUUUAGUAACCGAUUACGAUGAACGUUGUGCUCCCGAAUUGGAACCAAUUCUGACAAGCAUCCUAAGUGACGACGAACAAACGAAAUCUUUGACCAUAAACGACACAUUGGACGAAACCAAUUCCGAACAGCGAAUUGAAAUAAUUCGAAAAUAUUUAAGAAAUGGACACUUUGACGAUGUAGCAGCUUACAUCAUAAAAUUGGACGCAUCGGCCGGUAAUUACGAGAAAUGGAAAUCGCUACAAACAAAUGAAAAAGUACUCUAUUUUAAUGCUCUAUUAAAAUCUUAUUUGUUUGACGACUAUGAGAGUGAAUUGGACAAACAAGCGACCAUUGUUGGAUUCCUACAAGAUGCGCUGCAAUUUUCACAAGCUAUAGCUGGCGCCGUGCCAAAACUUGAAGAAAUGUUGAUGUCAACCACAAGUUCUGAUACUCUGGAGGCCAUUGAAUUCUUUAAAACUGGCUAUUUAUUCGAUAUCAAAGGAACCGAAACUGGAAUGAAAUUGAUGCUUCGAUUGUUGUACUUGAUCAACACAGGCCAGGAGAAAGAUGAAAAAUCUGAAGCUGUAAUGCGAGCAUACCACCAAAUUUUGUUCGGAACCGAUGCAACAGACAGAAUGCAUCAUGUCAAAGUGGUUGACAAUUUGUGCAAAUUUCUGGAAUGCAUUUCAAUUGACGAGUACACGGCCUUCGAGUUAAUGAUCAAGAAGUGGUGCGCCACAGAAGACAUAAAUGUGAACACUAUCAAUGUUUUGUUUGAAAGGUUCACACUUAAACUGCCGGAAACUUCAGCGAAUGCGGCCAGAUGUUGUAUGGAGCUGCUAAUAUUGGUUUCGAAUGCUAAACCCGCAGUUUCCCAUAACAACAUGAAGCUAAUCAUGGAUAUCAUCAAUAGUCAUCGAAUUCUUCAUGAUCCACGCAUUUUUUCGGGUUGUCUUCAACUGCUCAUGAAUAGCAUUCAACCGGAAAAAGUUCAAAAGUCCAGUGAUUAUUACAAACGCAUCGAUAACGUCGAAUUAAACAAUGCGAUUGUCGGUAGUUUUACGAAAUUCUUUUUCUAUCCAAAAUUGCCGGAUUUCGAAUCGAUUGCAUCGCAAACAAUCAAUUUUUUGUACAAAAUGUGCACCAGUCCCGAUGUAUUGUGUCAAGAUAUAAUUCAUGGCUUGUGUACGAAAUUGAUGGAAAUCUCCGAAAAACGCCAUGAAAGAAAUAUGGAAACGGAUGAUUCUGGCUAUGGCUCACCACUAUUGGUUCAAAUGUACAUACCAAAGUAUUUGUUGCCACGAAUAAUUUUCAUCUUUGGUUAUGUCGCAACAAAAGAGCUGGUUUAUCUAAAUGACGAUGUGACAAUCAACGUAAAAUACCGCGAAAAAUUAAGUAGUCAAUCGCAAGGUGCGAAUCGAAGUGGUUGUUCGGAAGGAACGCCAAAUAGACGAUAUGGAUCCGUCGAUUCUCGAAGUACAUCACCGGUCGAUGGAAACGAUUCAGCGUACGGUAUAGGUGCGACGGCUGAAGAUAACUUGGGCGAAUUGAUCAAUAACAUAUGUGACAGUGAACUGAUUGGUUCAGUCGAUGGUCUUUUAUAUCAUUUUGUUCCGAUUUUAAAUGAAAUUUUGAGCCAUCCCGCAAAAUAUACAGACGAAUAUGUUCAACGUGCGGCACUUCUGACAUUUUUGCGAUUCAUGGCAUGUUCCAGUACAUAUUGUGCUGAUAAAAUUGCAUUUUUGAUGAAUAUUUUGCGAAAAACCAAAACCGUUUCCAUGAAAUGCAACAUAAUCAUCGGUUUGGCCGAUUUGACGGGCCGAUUUGCAAACACAGUCGAACCAUGGAUUCCGAAUUUCUUUGUGAUGUUAUUUGAAGAAGAUGACAGCGUACGAUUGACCACAUUGAAAAUGUUGUCGCAUGUGAUUUUACAAGCAAUUAUUCGUGUGACGGGACAAAUAAGCGAAAUGGCCGUAUGUAUAAUCGACACAAAUUUUGAAAUUCAAAAUACCGCCAAGGAAUUCUUUCGACAAUUGGUCAACAGCAAAGAACUUGAAUAUUAUAAAGUAAUGCCCGAUAUUAUAUCUCGAUUGAGUACAAACGAAACACCAACGCCUGAAGAUAAGUUCCGCAUUAUUAUGCGAUAUCUAUUUGGGCUCGUUCACAAAGACCGUCCAACCGAAAUUUUGACCGAUAAACUGUGUUGCCGGUUUCGAAAUACGAAUACGGAACGUCAAUGGCGUGAUAUUGCAUUUUGUCUAUCGUUACUGAAUCCAAGCGAGAAAACAAUGAAGAAACUCAUUGAACAUUUGCCAGGCUACAAAGACAAACUACAAGUCGAUGAUAUUUAUGAUUGCUUCCGAACGAUCAUCACAAAUGCAAACAAACAUUUUAUAAAGCCGGGGCUUAAGGAGGCUACGAAAGAGUUUGAUGCAAAACUACAAAAAUGUUUGGAAGCCGGACAAAACAAUAUAUCGAUUAAUGUAAGCACGAUUGAUACAGAAGAUGUACCAACAACCAUUAAGCCAAAGCGAAAUAGCCAAAAGACAACAAGAAAUUCGAAAAAGAGGGAACGAGCCAGAAUUGUAUCAUCCGAUGAAGACGACGAUGAUUUCGAAGAAAACAUACCACCACUAAGACCACGUCGCGCACCAAAGCGAAAAUAGCUAUUAUUUCCAUCGCAUCAUUGAUGGAAAAUAUUUAGACAUAAGAUAUUCUUAUUUGACUACGCUAAAUAGCGUAAAAAAUACAACAUAGUCAAUUUGUUAAACAAAAAGGAGAUAAAACAAGGUGAAAUUUUUUGAACAUUUUCAUGUAAAUUUACAAUGUCCGUCGGUGUAUUGAAAUUACGUAACAUUGAAUGUUUUUUUUGCUAUUUUUCAAUUUAAAUCUAAUUUCAGUUGAAUUCGAAAUUUAAUGAAUAAAAAAAGCUUGACAUAUUAAUAAAUAAGCUGAUAAGUAAACCGUUGAUAGGUUUCGAAAAUGAGAUUCUACAAAAUAUAAUAAUAUUUAAGAAAAAUGUAUGAAAUUCAGUUGAAUAACGUGAAACCGUAUAUAUAUGUGAAGAAAAUGAUUUACCACAAUCAAAAUAUGACCAAAUAAAAUG